This is a messenger RNA of Eublepharis macularius, 5400 nucleotides long. RefSeq names its product ankyrin repeat domain 13C (gene ANKRD13C). Gene Ontology annotation, molecular function: protein binding. The transcript is spliced from 13 exons. The record is from RefSeq and is a predicted model, not a curated record. The coding region runs from base 206 to 1768 and encodes 520 amino acids. Gene Ontology annotation, cellular component: cytoplasm. NCBI's taxonomy places the organism in Eukaryota, Metazoa, Chordata, Lepidosauria, Squamata, Eublepharidae.
UGCUGAGAGGAGCGGCAGGUGGAAGGGAGUUUGAAAGCGGCUCGGCUGGGCUCCCAGCUCCGGGCCUGCGGGGUGUCCCCGGGCGAAGGGAAUGCAGAUGGGACGGGACUCGCCACCGCGGCCCUGAGCGCCUCGAGCCCCCCGCAGCGACUGCUGCUGCCGGCUCCCCGUCGGGGCCACCUCGCGCUCGGGGCAGCCGCUGGCGAUGACCGGAGAGAAGCUGCGCUCACUGCGCAGGGACCAUAAGCCCAGCAAGGAGGACGGGGACCUGCUGGCGCCCGGCGAGGAGGAGGCGGCGGCCGCGCCCGGCGGAGGAGGCUCCUUCACCGGCGGCCGAGCGGGGAGCGGCAAGGGAGGCCGUGCCGGGAGCCACCGCAUCUUCGCCAACCACCACCACCACCGGCUGCCGCUCAAGGGAGGGUCCGGGGGAGCGGCCCCCGCCGCUAUCCCCGAGCCCGACAAGUGCUCCGCCGCGCACUUUCCGGUUCACGAGUGUGUCUUCAAAGGGGACGUGAGGCGGCUGUCGGCUCUGAUCCGCACGCACGGCAUCGGCCAGAAGGACAGUCACGGAAACACUCCUUUACACCUUGCUGUGAUGUUGGGACAUAAAGAAUGUGCCCACUUGCUUCUGGCUCACAAUGCUCCUGUGAAAGUGAAAAAUGCUCAGGGAUGGAGUCCUCUUGCAGAAGCCAUCAGCUAUGGAGAUAGACAAAUGAUUACAGCACUCCUAAGGAAAUUGAAACAACAGUCUAGGGAAAGCGUUGAAGAAAAGCGACCUCGAUUAUUAAAAGCCCUGAAAGAGCUAGGUGACUUCUAUCUUGAACUUCACUGGGAUUUUCAAAGUUGGGUGCCUUUACUUUCCCGAAUCCUGCCUUCUGAUGCAUGCAAAAUAUACAAACAAGGUAUAAAUAUCAGGCUCGACACAACACUCAUAGACUUUACUGACAUGAAGUGCCAACGAGGGGAUUUAAGCUUCAUUUUCAAUGGUGAUGCUGCACCCUCUGAAUCCUUUGUAGUUUUAGACAAUGAACAAAAAGUUUACCAACGAAUACAUCAUGAGGAAUCUGAGAUGGAAACAGAGGAAGAAGUUGACAUUUUGAUGAGCAGUGAUAUUUAUUCAGCAACAUUAUCAACCAAAUCAAUUACUUUCACACGUGCCCAAACAGGAUGGCUCUUCCGAGAAGACAAAACAGAAAGGGUAGGAAACUUCUUGGCAGACUUCUACCUGGUUAAUGGGCUUGUGUUGGAAUCAAGGAAAAGACGAGAGCAUCUCAGUGAAGAAGAUAUUCUUCGAAAUAAGGCUAUCAUGGAAAGCUUGAGUAAAGGAGGAAACUUAAUGGAACAAAACUUUGAGCAGCCUGUCAGAAGGCAAUCUCUCACGCCACCACCACCCAACACAAUUACAUGGGAGGAAUACAUAUCUGCUGAAAAUGGAAAAGCACCUCAUUUGGGUCGGGAACUGGUUUGCAAAGAAAGCAAGAAAACAUUUAAAGCUACAAUAGCCAUGAGCCAAGAAUUUCCUCUAGGAAUUGAAUCGUUAUUGAAUGUUUUAGAAGUAAUUGCACCAUUCAAGCACUUUAACAAACUGCGGGAGUUUGUGCAGAUGAAGCUUCCACCAGGAUUUCCUGUAAAGUUAGACAUACCUGUGUUUCCUACCAUCACAGCCACUGUGACUUUUCAGGAGUUUCGUUAUGAUGAGUUUGAUGAAUCAAUCUUCACAGUUCCUGAUGACUACAAGGAGGACCCUAGCCGUUUUCCUGAUCUUUAACUUAACUGGAAAGUUAACAGUGAAUAAAGAAUACCAGCAUGCCACAGUGAAAGAGAGUGGAUGCAAAUAGCCCACAGAUGUAUAUCUGAAAGUGGGUAAAAUUGGAAGGGAUAAGCCUGCUUAAAUGAAUUCAGAAAGGGAACACACAGUGAAUCUCAAUAGGUUCUACUACAUAGCAAGCAUCCAUCUAGUGUCUACAUGACAGCAGAUAUCCUGAUGUGUCACUUGCAUUUCUACACAUCCUGCAAGCAUGGUAGCCUGGCACCUCAAUGACCCCCACCCCCAUGGAUACUUACGUAACAGCUAUAAGGACUAUAGUUAUUUUUAAAAAUUUUAUGUUUUUUCUUGAUAAUAAAAAGCACUCUUGGACCAUUAGCAUAAACUAAAAUGUCUUAUAUGGAUAUUAGCUCUUUAAAACAUCCAUUUCAAGAUUCCCUCAACCUUUCUUCACACUUUUUUUACAUAAAUGAAACUAUGUAAUAGUUCAGUAAAUUAGAUGUUGGUUGAGCAAAUAGUAAAAGAAUUUUUCUGUAGAUGAAUGAACCAAACCACUUUAAACAGUUGCAUUUACAUAUUGCAAUACAUUUACAAACUAGAGCAUUCAAUCUGCAGGGAAUAAGGUACCUCCUUUAGCACCUUUAGUGCAAUUCAUUGUGGUGCUAUCCAUAUUUGUACCCAAACUCUCUUAAUUUUUCCACUGUUUUUUUCCCCUAAUAUUCUCAUGAAAUCAGCAGAUACUUUUUUUCAAGCUGGCUGGAAAUGUCCUUACUGUGUUUGAUGUUGGAGAGCAUACUUGGGCACUCUUCAUUUGCCCAGAAGGCUGAAUUGCUGGUAUUCUUUUGGGUAUAGCCAAUCCAAGAAAGCUGCUCAUCAAGAAAACAAACUAGUAUUGAUGUCCAGUGGUGUAUGGGAAUAUACUAAAUAUGUUUAUAUUACAAGUAGAAGAUUGGAACUUAAUUUUUUACCCCAACUGUAUACAUUGGGAUAAUUGAAUGGGUCUUAAAAUGGUUAAAAGAAAAAAAAUCAAGAAAAAUUGGCAAGGUUCCAGCAGGGGUCAUUACAGAAAGAAGAAUGAUUUCUUCAAAUGAUUGCUUUUAAACAUUAUGGUCUUCACAUGGUUCCAGUCUAUGAAACUUGAAGAUAACCUAGCUUUUUUGCUUUACUGGAAAGUGUGUGCCCCAAAAUGUUGGUAAUGUGUGUUAUACUAGUAUUCAGAGAUUUAGCUUCCAGUGAUGUGUAAAUGUACAGAAAUGUAAAUAUUUUCAAAAGUAUAUUCUUUGUGCUGCCUAGUCAAUCUACUCCCCCCCCACCCACCCACCCCGAAAACUGCUCAAGUCACUUUCUGACUUGAAUAAAACCGCCAUGCUGGGUAACUCCAUCCAGUGCUGGUGAUAACUUGGAAUGUGAAGUGUGGUGAGUGAGUCACUGUGCAAUAAAAUCAGACUCAUAAGCCUUGUGAGCUUUGUCAAGAAAAACUUUAAGAGAAUAUUCCCCAAAUGCAGUAGCUUUGUAUUGAUGCAGCAUGGAGAGAUGCAGUUCCAGAGAACUGCAUCCUCACGACCUGAAAUGGGAGAAACGUUGGGCCCAAUUCUAGAAAUAUUAUAAACUUAUUAAAACUCCAACCAUAAACAGUCUUGAUACAGCUAUGUAGCUAUAUAGCUAAAAUGCAAAUGCAUUUUAAUUAAUAUUAACCGAUGAUAGAUUUUCUAUGCCAGUUUAUUCCUUUGGGAGAGGCUAGGCUUGUUGAUGUUUGAUUGGAUCAUACUAUAAAACAGAUAAGGUGGCUGAAAGAUUUACAGUGCCACUCAUUCAUGUGAAAAUGAGCAAUAUGGGCUAGAUCAGGUGGUGGGCAAUACAAUAACAUAUGUGUAUAUUUCAAAAAUUAAUGAAUAAAUAAUGCCAAAGUUGUCGCUCGUAAGGAUGAUGUACAAAACUGUGGAAACGGUCAGAGCAGUAUUUAGCAAAUGUCUUUUUUCACAGCUGUUAGAUUAUUUGCCCUACACAGCAAAAGCAAAAAUCACAAUUCUAACCUAGUAAAGUAUUCCAUCUGUGGAAAGGAGCUCUGUUUGAGUUUAGGUUUAAUGGACAAAUGUAGGAUGCAUUGCCAUACUAGACAUAAGACCUGAGAAAGUCUUGCCAGUUUCUUUGCAACUUGAAAAAGGAGUCUUAAGCCAUUCACUGGCUUAAGACUUUACUGGUGCAGUUAGUUGCUCCCUGUCCCUUUUUUAGCUACAUACGGAGAGGGUUUUUUUUGUUCUAGUGUUGGAUUUUCAGAAAAGAAUAUUACCCGCUUGCCUCUGGUCCAGCCCAUCUGAGGCUGGAUGCUUAUACACACUGGUCUCUUGUGUUGAGUAUCCUAAUUCUUUGGAAUAUGUGAAAGAAUGCAUUUGUGGAUUGACUGAAAUAAGUGGGAAAGCUACACCAUGUAAGGGAGCUCUUCACAUGCCCUGAAUUAUCCACACUGGAAGCAGACAGCUAAUAAUGGAAGUAAGACAUGAGUGUACAAAAUCUGAUUGAACAUGAACCAAAACUUUAGGAUUAAGAUUUAGGUUCUCAGCUAUUGUGGCUAUUUUGAGAAUGGAUGCCUGGCUGCUUGUUCUGAUACAGUAGUUAUCACGAGGCAAAUUUUGCCUAGCAUUCUGGCAUGAUGAAUGUUUCUCUCAACAUCCCAGAUGUUAUAAUGAGAGACUUUUCUAGGUAUUGGAGUACUUUUCAAUCAUUCAAGAUUUUUGGGUUCCACUAUGAGAGAAAUUUAUUAGGAAGGCCAGGAUUUAGGAGCGAAAGCUGAAACGUGUUUGCAUGUUUAUAGGUCAUGGUUGGAAGUUACACAAAUCAGGAACAAAGACACUAGCUUAAAGAAAACAGCAAUCUAAAUAAUUAAACUUGUAUACACUUCUGUUGUCUAAAUGGACCAUUUUCUAAGAGGCACUUGAAAUUUCCCUACAUUGUAAUGCCUCUUAAAACCUAUUAAAAUGAUCUACUAAGCCUGAAUAUGGAACACUUGCAAAUAAAUUCCCGGAACUCUUCUUUAACCAAAAUUGUUUUACUGGUCUUCCAAAUCAUUGCUUUAAUUCAUAGCAAAGGGAAUAAUUUUUCUUUAUAUACAGCUGGCAUUUGUCACCUUAUUUAAAUUGCAGCUGAUGGACACCUAACAAUUUUAUCAUUACAACUGUGGAUAUAAAUCUCUGCUGGAAAUGCAUCUUAAACUGAUGCAUAAUAUAUUUAGAAAGUCCAUAUUUUAAAAUGUACUGAUUUUGAAUAAUUAAAAAUUACAUUAUUUAAACGUUGUUAACAAACUUCCUAUAAUGCUGCAGUUUUUCUUUGACAGUUUAUAAUGAUGGAAACUAAAUGUCAUUUUUGUAUCUUACUUUUCAUAUGUUCCAUGUCUAAUCUAGACUCACCUUCACAAGUAGUGUUUUUGGUUAUACCACUUAGAAUAAAGACCAAAAGAUGCUGUUUGCUUUUGAGACUGAACAUGUGGACAUUUUCAGAUAAAUCUAUGUUCUGCUAUGUGUUGACACUUCCUCCAUAUUAGAGGAAGGCUAAGAAGUACAAAAGAAAGGCUGUUACAGUGUACCAUUUUCACAAGGACAUUUUAUUGGUCAGUUUUUCAAUAAAAGCCUCAAUUUUCA